UCGCGUCUAUAUCGCGGCGGUAGCUGCGAGUCGCGAGAGCUCGACCGGCAGCUCGUACACGACCCCGACCGCCUUCUAUUUCAGCGUACUUUCAGUUCCGUUUGGAUACCCGAUCACAGAACGAGGCGGUUUUCUGCCCCUCUUCUCCGUCUUUGUCUAUUACCCUCUCGCUCGCUUUUUCGCUCGCCCACUCUUACACUUCUCACCCUCUCUUCUCUCUCCCUCACCCUAGCUAUCUAGCUGUUGCCCCCUUGGUUCUAUCCGCGCACACGCCUCGCUUCUGCCGUCCGCUUCACCUUUUUCUCCACCGCUGUCUCAGUGUACCGCGAGUCGCCUACGUCUGCUUGUAGACCUCGUAUCGUCCGCGUGUGAUAGUGCGUCAACGAUCGUAGCCCUGUUCGCUCGAACCCGUCGUCCGAUCACCCAGUCACAUCGGCUUCGCUUCGCCACCGUAGCGGCCGGUGCGUACGAUGACCGAUCCACCUACCUCGUCGUAUCUUUCGAGGACGCAUUUGAGGAGCAAGUGAUCGCGAAUCUCGACGAACGCGUCGUAGUCGUGCAGCGUCGAGCGACAACGGGGUAAGCUACGCGAGCACUAGCGUCAUCGUCUUCGGAGAACUAUCAACGGUAACGAUGACGAGGCGUCGUGAACGCGAACCAGCGGUAUCGUCCUAACCGAAUCUCGAGUCGAAGAUUUCGUACGCGAAUCUCGAGAGGGAUUGGGCAGCGAUAAAGCAGCAUGGUUUUGCACAAGGACGAGCGAGUUAGCGGACGUGUAACGAACGAGAAAGGGAAGAGGAAGCGUGCCGAGAGGAUUUGAUGUAAGAGAAGCAAGCCUGCAGAAGUGGGAGCAGCACGCUUGGCCAAGUUGCCUGGAUACGGCUAGCAGCACCGUGUUGCGCUCCGCUGAAGUAGGAGGAAGCGAAGGAGGUGGAAGGUGGUGCUAAUACACGAAAGGAUGGAGGGUGCAGUGGACAGUAGUGGGACGAAGAAGACGAUGCACGAGGCCGACCAGGCUACGAACGCAGGCUCGUGCCGCGUCCAACAAUCGCGAUAACAUAGCUGCCUUCUUUGGAUACGAUUGUCUAUAAUAAUCGUGCCAGAAGCGUUACUCGCCGAGGCAACUCGCCGCGUCCAACUCUUCGUACUCCGGUCUCCGCAACUGCUAUCCCUUGAAAACUCAUCAACACCUUCAGCGCAUAUCAUCGUUCACCGAUACCUUCGAUUCGAACUGUACAACCUUUCGCUUCUUUCACGAUUCUUCCUCGAUUCUUGUAUGAAGGUGGUCGCGCGAAUUCCUAAUGAGAAAUUUCGAUAAGGUCGCGGAUCAGAAAAUAGCAGUGUCAAGAAGAAACGGAAAGUGUGUUCGUAGUAUUUCGUUCCUCCGAUCGUACUUCCAUAAGGGAUGAGUGUAUUCGUGCCAGUGAAUACCGUAUUCGUAGUUUGAUAACGAAAGAGAAAGAAAACGUAUUAGGUCGAAUACACGCGUCUGUGAUCGAUACAAGCACCUGUGAAACGAACGCGUCCGAAAGACAUAUGGAAUUUUCUUUACGUACGCGUAUCCGGAUACAACGGUCCUCUUUUCGCAAACGACGCGUCAGCUCGACCUGUACUUGAUACGCGAAGCUAGAACGUUGCCGUGUAAAUGGUAAAUUGAUAAACGAUACCGAGACGACAGACGCCGAACGCAAUCGUAGGUGCUUAAAGCGAGCAUGCUCGGCGCAUGGAGAGGUUCGAUGCGGAUCUAAAACCGUGGUGUCGAUAGGCAGCAGCGGCAGUAGCGACCACCAAAAAGUUUGAGCGAGUACGCGUGUGGCGGGUGAUUGUACAAAGGAAAAGUGUCGAGGACAACGAUUGGUUAUGACGGCAAAGUCAGGCGGCAUCGUUUCGGGUGCAUCGUUGUGACGAUUAGCGUACAACUCGCGGUUCGAUCGUUUGCCUGUCGACAGGAUGAUCAGAAUCAGGAAGACAGUUCGCGACGAAGAGUUCCCGGGCGACGUUCGAGACGGUGAUCGCAGUUCGUAAAAGUGACACGAAAAAUAUAUAGUGUAGUGCGCGCACCAGUGGAGAACGGACGGACGACGGAACAGCGGCUGGAGAACGAAAGGAAGGGAGCAUUCGCCGGAUUCCGGGUGGCCGACUCUUGCGAAUAGGAAAUGUCGAGCUGGCCGAGUCUGCAAAAUUCAUUCGCCAUGGCGAACCAGACGAGAGGUCUGCCACAGAUGCGAAUAAAGCUUUGUACGGUCAGCGCCGGUCUCCAAAUAGUCCUCUUGCUCACCGUCCUACCUCAAGAGAGCCUGUGCGGACGUCACGAGAAACGUCUGUUGAACGAGCUGCUGUCAUCAUACAACACACUGGAGCGGCCCGUUGCCAAUGAGAGCGAGCCUCUCGAAGUGAGAUUUGGCAUCACGCUGCAGCAGAUCAUAGACGUGGAUGAGAAGAAUCAAAUAUUGACGACGAACGCGUGGCUGAAAUUGGAAUGGAUGGACUACAACCUUCAAUGGAACGAGUCCGAGUACGGUGGCGUGAAGGACCUUCGAAUUACACCGAACAAGCUUUGGAAGCCAGACAUUCUCAUGUACAACAGUGCGGAUGAGGGUUUCGACGGGACGUACCAAACAAACGUGGUGGUCACGCAUAACGGCAGUUGCCUGUACGUUCCUCCGGGCAUCUUCAAGAGCACUUGCAAGAUAGACAUCACUUGGUUCCCCUUUGACGACCAACACUGUGACAUGAAGUUCGGAUCCUGGACCUACGACGGCAACCAGGUCGACCUCGUGCUCAGCUCGGAGAAGGGCGGCGACCUGUCCGACUUUAUCACGAAUGGAGAAUGGUACCUGAUCGGAAUGCCGGGCAAGAAGAACACGAUAACGUACCAAUGCUGUCCGGAGCCUUACGUCGACGUCACCUUCACCAUACAGAUCCGCAGAAGGACUCUGUACUAUUUUUUCAACCUGAUCGUGCCGUGCGUGCUGAUAUCGAGCAUGGCCCUCUUGGGCUUCACCCUGCCGCCAGAUUCCGGGGAGAAACUCACCUUAGGAGUGACCAUUCUGCUGUCGCUGACAGUUUUCCUGAACCUCGUGGCAGAAAGCAUGCCGACGACCUCGGACGCUGUCCCUCUAAUAGGAGUGACCAUCUUGUUAUCGCUGACGGUGUUCCUGAAUCUCGUCGCCGAGACCCUGCCCCAGGUCUCCGACGCUAUACCACUGUUAGGGUCGUACUUCAAUUGCAUCAUGUUCAUGGUGGCGAGCAGCGUCGUUCUGACGGUGUUAGUACUAAAUUUUCAUCACAGGACGCCAGACAGAUACGUGAUGCCUCAGUGGAUUAAAACGUUGUUUUUACAAUGGUUGCCGUGCUUGCUGCGCAUGAGUCGUCCAGGGAAGAAGAUCACAAAGAAGAACAUUCUGGGAGGAAACCGAAGAGGGAAAAGUAUAGAACUGAAGGAGAAGAGUAGCAAGAGUUUACUGGCGAAUGUUUUAGACAUCGACGAUGACAUCCGUCACAAGAAUAGCGCGGCAAAUCCUCCUUCCGGCUACAUAAGGUCGGCGUUCGGUACACCAAUAUCUACUGGAAGGCCUGCAACGGUCGAGGAUACGUCGGCGUCGUUACCUCUUAGCGGGAUGCAAGAGGAACUGCACACGAUUCUUAAGGAAUUGCGAUUCAUCACGGAUCGCAUGAAAAAGGCGGACGAAGGCGAUGAGAUCAUUAGCGAUUGGAAAUUUGCCGCCAUGGUGGUGGACAGGCUUUGUUUGAUCGUCUUCACGAUGUUCACGGUUUUGGCCACGAUAGUGAUAUUGUGUCGUGCGCCACACAUAAUCGUCCAAUAAACAGACUGCUCCGGUCAAGUCACCGAAAAAAUGCACAAAAAAUGCCAAAGAAACGACGACACGUGGGUUUCAAGGAGGCUGCCAGGAUGAAGCGACCAAGGGACGAAAGUACGAAAAGGACUGGUUGCUUCGUACUUCCUUUGCUCCCGCUCUCCCUCUCUCUCCGUCUCUGGUCUCUCGUUUUCUAUUCUAACGAAGGAAGGAAACGGAGGAAUUGCACGCGAGGAAAACGUGUGAGACGGGCUUCCAGCUUCGACGAAAUUCCAAGAAAGAAAACGAGGAAA
Bombus terrestris (buff-tailed bumblebee) is the source of this 4111-nucleotide messenger RNA. It is a transcript of the gene nAChRalpha6, whose product is annotated as neuronal acetylcholine receptor subunit alpha-7. Gene Ontology annotation, cellular component: synapse; postsynaptic membrane; neuron projection. The record is from RefSeq and is a predicted model, not a curated record. Gene Ontology annotation, biological process: monoatomic ion transmembrane transport; chemical synaptic transmission; regulation of membrane potential. NCBI's taxonomy places the organism in Eukaryota, Metazoa, Arthropoda, Insecta, Hymenoptera, Apidae. Gene Ontology annotation, molecular function: acetylcholine-gated monoatomic cation-selective channel activity; transmembrane signaling receptor activity. The transcript is spliced from 15 exons. Bases 2157 to 3827 code for a protein of 556 amino acids.